Molecule: messenger RNA, 1521 nt
Organism: Tetranychus urticae (two-spotted spider mite)
Lineage: Eukaryota; Metazoa; Arthropoda; Arachnida; Trombidiformes; Tetranychidae
Product: general transcription factor IIF subunit 2
Biological process (GO): transcription initiation at RNA polymerase II promoter; transcription by RNA polymerase II
Cellular component (GO): transcription factor TFIIF complex
Source: RefSeq, a predicted model, not a curated record
UGAAAAUGGAUUCAAAUUAAAUUCCUCAAAAGUCGAACAAAUGUUUUAUCACUAUGACAACCAUUUUUUUAGUUUACAGUUGUUACAAUCCGGAUUCAGAUAAAAUAUUUUCACUUCUUUUCAGUGACAACUUGUCACCGUGUCUUUCAACCUUAAUCAUUUAAAAUACUAAUCUAGUUAUUAAAUUAGAACCAUGAGUGCCAAUUCAACCGGUGAUAUGGACAUCAUUAAUGCCUCACGAGGUGUCUGGUUGGUUAAAGUACCUAAAUACAUGGCAACCGAAUGGGCAACUGCUCCAGCCAAAAGUGAACUUGGCCGGCUUAAAAUCAGCAAAGGCUUAGGUGGACGACCUGAGAUUCUGUUUGACUUAUCUGGUGACGUUUUUGAACAAGCUAACUCACAUAGAGGUGCUAGUGAUCCGAAGAUACCAAAGGAACAUCGUUUCAUUAUAAGCGACAUUUCUCACCAACAUUUAGCUGUUUUUUCGUGUCCAAAAGAUGAUAAAUCAGGAACCAGUAGUAAGCUUGUCUUGGAGGGCAACGUUGUCCAAAAAGGUGAAUGUAGACCUAAAGCUGAUACAAAUUACAUGAGACUUAAAGCCAAACAAAUGGAAAUCGCUCGAAGACCCAAUAAAGUGGUUCUCAAAUUAGAUCAGACUCCAAUUAGCUAUUUACCCGUCAAUUCUCAUAGAGUAGAGCUUGAUACUGAUUCCAAACGUAAAGGAGAAAAUAAAAAGUCGCGUGAUGAAAAGGACAAAGUUCUGGACAUGUUAUUCAAAGCUUUCGAGAAGCAUCAAUAUUACAACAGUAAAGAUCUUGAAAAAAUUACUAAACAACCUAGUACUUACUUGAAAACCAUUUUGAAAGAAAUUUGUGUCUACAAUACCAAAAACCCACAUAAAAAUAAAUGGGAACUCAAGCCAGAGUAUCGUCAUUACGAAGAGGAAAAGGGAAGCAAAAAUUGAUGAUGUCAAGAAUUUAAAAUUUGGCAAAAUAUUUGAAAAAAGAUUUUCUAUUAUAUUGUUGUGGAUUCUGAUGUUAUAUCUGUCCAACUGGUGCGAUGGUUUCUAUUGAUAUUACAAUUUAACCUGUAAUGAUUAUUUUUUUUUGAUACCGACGGUCAACCUCAACUUUUGUCGAGCUAUGCAAUGCUUUAUAAAUCAUUAUAAUGGACUUGAGACAAUGAUUAACAUUGUUUAUUGGGACCUUUGUUAUUACUAUCUCAUUAUGUAUAGUAAUUGUAAUUGAAGAUAUAAUACUAUAUCUUCAAAGACCUAUGAAGUCUUGCUUCAAAAAAUUGAUUUAUCUAACAUGAAAAUUUAAAAAUUUGGAAUUAGCAAAUUUCAUUGAUAACUCAAUGAAAAUAAUUGCAUCCAAAUUCAACUAAACACUUGAAUUUUCAUUUUUUUACAGGGUUGUAAUCAACUAUUUUCCAAUCGAUCAAUGUUUCUUUUUGCUCAAUCUAAACUAAUUUCUGCAUGUUUGUAAGAUGAACUUGAAUAUAUUAAUUUGAAACUCAAAA